Amoebophrya sp. A25 is the source of this 2138-nucleotide messenger RNA. The record is from the annotation of a GenBank genome assembly. Lineage: Eukaryota; Dinophyceae; Syndiniales; Amoebophryaceae.
AUGGAGUCGCCUAAGGACGCUGCGGACAACGGCAGUUCGAAGGGCAUGGGACUACCGAUAUCAGAUGAGGUGGUGUGCGUCGAGGUGUCAUCGCCCAAGGCAGAGAGAGCAGCUGCGACUGGCAGCGCACCAGAUGAUAAAGACACGUGGUGGUCUAUAGGUAGCGAAGCGCAUGUUAGAAAUCAGUGCCGACCAUGCGCAUUCUUUCAUCGUCCAGAGGGAUGCUCGAGUGGUCGGAAUUGUGAAUAUUUAUGACCACUUGCAUAGUAUGUAAAUGUAAAAAUCUACACGCCUACGUGAUCGUCCCUAGAUCGGGACAGUUUUCAACGUGGAGACUUAGAAUUUGAACGCACAGAAAGAGAAACAAUAAACACAACAUGAAUGAAUAUUGCGGGAUACGGAUAGUUCGUUAUAAUUGGUUAGAAGGAUAUGGUCCUCGUUCUUGUUCACGUCGGAGUGUCGCGUUCACCUCCAGCUUUCAUUUCUUUGUCACCUGUGUGCCGAAGGACAAGGGAGGAUACGGAAGAAAAGGAAAGCUCGGGAACUCCGAACCCAGAUCCGGCGUGAGGCUCGUGCCAAAUCUCGCGCAACCGAGCAUCAGCGCCGACAGCUACAUGCAGAAAACACACUGGGGGAGGAAAGUUCUUCAAUUACGGCUCCCUGUCGUCCGCUUGAAAAAUUUGUAGUUUGAACGUCUACUUUCUCUUUCUGUCCUCGGUUGUGGUAUAGUAGAGGACUGUUUUACUACGUCCUGACGUCGAUAAUAAUGAUGAGGAAGCAACGACCUAGGUGAAAGAAUAGUGCGCAUCAAUAGGAAUGCAAAUGUAACGUAGGGGCACGAAGUAGAUUUUCUCGCAACGUUUAUUUUUCUAUCUUUCCCAAACCCAAUCUCAACGAUGGCAACGUGCAUUAUGUAUGUAAGUAGGAGGCCAUCAUCAAGAGGGGAAUCGGCAAGAGUACAACAAUUGUCAUGUACAAGGUAGGAGUAACAACACAGAAGAAGUAUCACGCGCGUGACGAGAACCUUUUUUUCUUCACCAGAGAUCCUUCUAAUCCGAGCAGUGGAGGGUCUUUCUCGUCGUGUCCGGCAGUCCCCGACGGUGCGCAGGGCUCGUUGUCAUUCGCUUCGAUGACGCCAACAGAUGAGGAAGGGCUGACGAGAAAUAGACGGAGUGGUGGCUGUACCCAUGGCAGCAUCACAGGCGACGAUGAUGGAGUGAAACUGCUCACGCGCCAGCAAAUGAGGUGUGACAACAAGCGAAAAAGGAAGAAACAAGAUCAGGCAAAGGCUGGUGUAGCUGCAGCGGAUCCGGGCCAGCCGCUGCCGAGCCCCAGCCCGAUUGGCUUGAGUUGUAAGGGUAAGCAUUGAGCUUGGGUAGGAAGAUUGGCAGUCACGGUAAACAGCUACUUGAGAAUACAAAAGAAAAAACAGUAACAAAAAAUAACAAAUUUGAUAGUAUUUGGCAUGAGUUUAUUCAUCGAUCUAGGACGAGUUUCUUAGGCUGCCUUGGAGGAAAAAAGUAAAAGAACUUUUAUUUUUUAAUAAAUUGCAAGAGUCAACUUCAACAUCUUCAUCUUCUUCUGGCAAUUUUGUUAGAGUUUCCCUUUCAUGUGGAAACUUAGCUGCAGGUCCGGUUCUUUAAAGAAGGUCAAGAUAUUAUAUAAAUAUAAUAGAUUCGACAUUGAUUUUUUUUCCUUCUCCGCUUUUCUUCCUUGCAGUUGCACUUACACGUCGACGCUCUCCAGAUCUUUUUGACAGUGCUAAUAAAGAAUUAGAUCAAAGUCAUAUUACAGAUAAAGGUCGUAGCUUUGAGUACUUGUUUCAUUUAUGUGUGUCUAUGCAUGCAGAUAUUGCAUCAGUUACUGUCGGCUUCAUGUAAAACGGGACUCAGGACAGCUUGCCGCCCAGGCAUACAUGCAUCGAAAGUCGCGACAUGGGGGCCUCGAAUGCCGACCACACUCGGGGUGAGGCUGAAGGCGAAAUGACAGUCGAACUGCACAAAAAGAAGAAGAAGAAAAAGAAGAAGAACCCUCUCGAGAAAACAGAAGUCGAGGAGCGAAACAAGUCUGGAGCAGCAGUACCAGAUAGACAUCCUACAGCUGGUUCGAAAGCGACGGAGGCACUAUAUGAAGUGACA